ACCGCACUUGCCAACUCCGCCUUGUGAGCGGGCCCCACCUCUCUCCCCGUCUCUCUCUACCUGCGAGAUCUCUCUCCCAUCCGUUCUAUAUAAGCUCGAAUGGUGGACGACACGACACACUCUCGCAGUCGCAGCAGCGUGUAGCUUGCCCGGGUGCGCCGGCCUCUUCCCUCGCUUCGCUCUCCCGGCAGCCGCUAACUAGCUACGCAAUCCAAAGCUCAGAGGGAGCUGAAGCUAGCUAGUAGCUACCAAUGGCUGCGCCUCCUCCUCCUCCUCCUCUUAGCAGCAGCAGCGUGCCACGGCGCGGCGCCGCCGCCGUCGUGCCGGCAUUGCUGCUGGCGGCGGCCAUGGCGAUGGCGGCCUUCCCCGGCGCCGGCGCGCAGCCGUCCCCGGGGUACUACCCGAGCUCGCGGUUCCGGCCCAUCCCGUUCAACCGCGGGUACACCAACAAGUGGGGCCCGCAGCACCAGACGCUCUCCGGCGACCACUCCGCCCUCACCAUCUGGCUGGACAAGACCUGCGGGAGUAGUUUCAAGUCGAAGCACGCCUACCGGAACGGCUACUUCUCCACCCGCAUCAAGCUCCCCGCCGGCUACACCGCCGGCACCAACACCGCCUUCUACCUGUCGAACAACGAGGCGCACCCUGGGUUCCACGACGAGAUCGACAUGGAGUUCCUGGGCACCAUCCCGGGGGAGCCCUACACGCUGCAGACCAACGUGUACGUCCGGGGCAGCGGCGACGGGCGCAUCGUGGGGCGGGAGAUGCGGUUCCACCUCUGGUUCGACCCCACGGCGGGGUUCCACACCUACGCCAUCCUCUGGAACCCCGACGCCAUCACCUUCUUCGUCGACGACGUGCCCGUCCGCCGCUACGAGCGCCGCACCGAGCUCACCUUCCCGGACCGCCCCAUGUGGGUGUACGGCUCCAUCUGGGACGCCUCCGACUGGGCCACCGACGACGGCCGCCACCGCGCCGACUACCGCUACCAGCCCUUCGUCGCGCGCCUCGACCGCUUCGUCCUCGCCGGCUGCUCCGCCGCCGCGCCGGCCUCCUGCCGCCCCGUCCCGGCCUCGCCCCGCGGCGCCGGCCUCACGCCGCAGCAGUACGCCGCCAUGCGCUGGGCGCAGCAGGGCCACAUGGUCUACUACUACUGCAACGACUUCCGCAGGGACCACUCGCUCACGCCAGAGUGCUAGUCCGCCGCCGGCCAUGGCCGCCGGUAGAUCUUGGCCGGUUGCGCUCCUGGUGGGAUGAUGAUCGGCGAGAUCUGGCGGUUGGCGCGCGCGUGCUCCGAGUCCGACGAUCUCUUUCUUGGCGCUGUUUGUUUCCUUGCCUGCCUUGGAUGUUUGCUAGUAUUUGGUUGUUUGUUUUUUUUUUCCUUGCAUCGAUCGAUCUCCCGUGAACGGAAGGCUAGUGAGGCCGACCGGAUCGAUCGAUCUCGAUCUCCCGUGGCUGCCCUACCACCACCGCCGCUCAGCUGCUAGCUAGUGAGGCGAGCCGGGCGGGGUGGUUGAGGCGGUUGGUCGUUGGCGCAUUUUGCCAACAAAAGGGGGUGUCGUCGCCGUCUGCCGUUCGCUUGUUCCGCUGCCUUUUUUCCAUUUGGUCAGUCUCACAUGCGUGCCGCCCCAAAGGGGCAAGCUUGCAUGAUUCAUGGCAUCAUGCAUGCCCACUGUAAUACGGAACUGGUUAUACCAUAUAUAUAUAUUUAAUAUGUAUACAU
Molecule: messenger RNA, 1723 nt
Organism: Panicum virgatum (switchgrass)
Lineage: Eukaryota; Viridiplantae; Streptophyta; Magnoliopsida; Poales; Poaceae
Product: xyloglucan endotransglucosylase/hydrolase protein 31-like
Exons: 3
Coding region: 252-1199 (315 amino acids)
Biological process (GO): xyloglucan metabolic process; cell wall biogenesis
Cellular component (GO): cell wall; apoplast
Molecular function (GO): hydrolase activity, hydrolyzing O-glycosyl compounds; xyloglucan:xyloglucosyl transferase activity
Source: RefSeq, a predicted model, not a curated record